Molecule: messenger RNA, 2216 nt
Organism: Micromonas commoda
Lineage: Eukaryota; Viridiplantae; Chlorophyta; Mamiellophyceae; Mamiellales; Mamiellaceae
Exons: 1
Coding region: 129-401 (90 amino acids)
Source: RefSeq, a predicted model, not a curated record
AGUGCGUACGGGACUCAUAUUAUUAUUAUUUUUUAAACCAGUAGACAUAAUCUUUUCCUUCGAAGGUUCUUGCAGCAGCGGGCGCACGGCACGCGCUCUGUCCAUGCCUGACGCGCCCUCUCGAAGCCAUGACCGCCGUGCCGACUUUACCCCCCGCAGACUUCACCGCACGCGACGCCUUCAGCGGCGGCGCGGAUAUCCUUCGCGCGAGCGCCCUGAAAGGUCCUUACGUCCACUUCAGUCGCGUGGGCCCACCGGACGCCGCGCUGGACGUCGACGCGUACGCGCCGGGAACGUCCUCGUCGGGGUUCGAGCUGAGGCAGGGGCGCGUCAUGGAGCUUGCCCCACUCGUCGAGAUGCGAACGCCGGACGCUCACGUAUGCCCAGACGCCAAGGUCUGAGAGCUCUGGUUCCCAAACAGCCCCAGAUCCCAAAAAUCAAAUAAUGACCCCCGGCCCCUCCGCAAUCGAUGCGACACAACGCUCCUGUUUACACGCGCCCCAAACGCACGAUCCGACCCAUAUAAACCCCGAAACCCCCGUUCCAAUCAUAAGAACAGGUGACACUGCUGCAGCGAGCUACGGAGCUGGUGGCCACACCUCGCGAGAGGCUGAAACUGGCAUUUGGAUUCAGGCCGACGCCAUACGCUCUAACUGAUGGGGACAAGGGCGCGAUCCCCGCGGCGUUGGUGAAUCAUCGGCACUUUGAUGUGGCACGCGCGGCUGCGAACGCUGCGGCUUCGGGGGAUGACGCGGUGGUUGCAGUUGCAGUCGCGGUGAAAGCGAUGGGCAGCGUCAGCAAGGGGGAGAAACAGAGACACGAGAAGAAGGAGAAGAAGGAGAAGAAGGAGAAGAAGGAGAAGAAGGAGAAGAAGGAGAAGAAGGACAAUAAACGGCGGAGGAAGGACGUCGGACCAGACGCAUCAGGAUUAAGCGGUCCCACGGAAAUAUCUGGUGACACCAGGAUAACGUCUCAGUAGUGAUAAAACACUUUUGCGCAUAUUUCGGUCGGCUUCCCGCAUUCCUGGAGGGUUUCGUUGAACGAGCGAUGAAGAAGGUCGUGCAUGUCAUACACCAAAGUUUCGCAAGAUCUCUACGGGCUGUCGGCACCAUGCGUAAGCGUGCCUUUCUCUCCGCAGGGUUGUGCUUCGGUCGGCAAAACACGCAGGGGAAAGUACUUUCAGGUGGUGCCUGUAUCUUAACUCGUCGAAUGCAAAUUAAGAAAAACACCGACGUCAUUCCUUGAUAUAGUUACCUUCGAAGGUACGAAGGUACCUUGGCAGUCCUGACAACGACGGAAAUACCGUCGUUGGAGCUGCAAGCUUAGAGUUUGUCUAAUUUUCGUACGGCAUAACUCUUGAAUUUAUGAUGAUAUCAUAGUCCAUUAUUCCAUCUGGGUGAAUAUCUCGGCGGAAAUCUUUCCUGGUUCUGUUAGUCCCACGCGAUUGUUGACACUAUCGCACAUGGGCAGGGACCUUUCGGAUAUUAGCGUGUACCAGGACAGCCUCCGCGGGCGACUUCCGUCGCCCGCUCGGGACGUUCGGCGUUCCCUUCGCCUCCCCCACCCCGGCCUUGGUUUUUUGCGUAGUGUAACCCACGCGGUGUGUCCUGCCCUGUGGGCUAGAUCACGCCGUCCCACGGUGGGAAAACCGUGCCGGCCUGCACCUCCGGUGCCAUCCUGCACCUCCGGCGUCCUACCCCCUCCCUACCUCCUCCAUGAGGAGGGUGAAGGGGGGGACGCCUGUAGCGUGUUUGAUAAGAGAAGAGAGGAGAAACCCGCAGUCGCGUCCACCGCCCCGACCUGCGGGGAAAACCCGUACUACUAUAGUAAUCCACCGCCACUUCUGGCCUUCCUCCAAAUAAUUUGCUCAGCAUUUUUGCCGCCAGCCGGUGUGCUGGCGGCGCGUGUCCCGCUCCUUCUAUCGCGUCGCCCCAGAAUCCGCCAGAGCCAAAUCUUGCCGAAGGAUCCCCUCAAGGGGAUGCGCGCCUUGGCGCGCUCCUCCGCGCCAUCGCGCAAAGUGGAUUUGAGCCUCCCCCGGCGAGGGGCGCGUCCUGAGAAUGAUCAGCACGUGAUUCGUCGCCUGUGCCGCGGCUCGCGCGGGGCACGGUUCCACCGACACCGUCUCGACCGUUGAGAUCGACCGUCAGAAUCGUGGGACGGCCGUCGGGACGCGGACGCGCAUGUCGCCGCGCCCUCUCGCGCCGCCGGCCUCCUCG